Salvelinus sp. IW2-2015 is the source of this 506-nucleotide messenger RNA. It is a transcript of the gene rps20, whose product is annotated as ribosomal protein S20. The transcript has 4 exons. Gene Ontology annotation, biological process: translation. The coding region runs from base 108 to 467 and encodes 119 amino acids. The record is from RefSeq and is a predicted model, not a curated record. Gene Ontology annotation, molecular function: RNA binding; structural constituent of ribosome. Gene Ontology annotation, cellular component: cytosolic small ribosomal subunit; ribosome. NCBI's taxonomy places the organism in Eukaryota, Metazoa, Chordata, Actinopteri, Salmoniformes, Salmonidae.
UACGGAAGCAGGCCUCUUUCCUUCCCUUUCGCGAAGAACUGACGUUCCUGACUCACCGCUGUUCGCUUGGAACUUACGAAUAAGUCGGUCAGGAAUAUAAAGAGAAAAUGGCGUUCAAGGACACCGGUAAAGCCCCUGUUGAGGCUGAGGUUGCCAUCCAUCGCAUCCGUAUCACCCUCACCAGCCGCAACGUCAAGUCUCUGGAGAAGGUGUGCGCAGACCUUAUCCGUGGAGCUAAGGAGAAGAACCUCAAGGUGAAGGGACCAGUCCGUAUGCCCACCAAGACUCUGCGCAUCACCACCAGAAAGACACCCUGUGGAGAAGGCUCCAAGACCUGGGAUCGUUUCCAAAUGCGGAUCCACAAGCGUUUGAUCGACCUGCACAGUCCCUCUGAGAUUGUCAAGCAGAUCACCUCAAUCAGCAUUGAGCCUGGUGUAGAGGUUGAGGUCACCAUCGCUGAUGCAUAAGCUGUUUUGUACCCAAUGCAAUAAAAGCUUCAAACAUAA